Messenger RNA from Olea europaea var. sylvestris, 2654 nucleotides. Its product is annotated as protein SRG1-like. The coding region runs from base 1336 to 2460 and encodes 374 amino acids. The record is from RefSeq and is a predicted model, not a curated record. NCBI's taxonomy places the organism in Eukaryota, Viridiplantae, Streptophyta, Magnoliopsida, Lamiales, Oleaceae. The transcript has 4 exons.
GUAACAUGCUUACAUUAUUCUUCCCUUUUCCAGCUCUUUAAUGUCCUUGUAUUGAUUUUAUUUUAUUAUUAUUAUUUUUUUUAAUACUCCUUCUCUAUGUUGUUUGCUAUGUAGACUAGUUUAGCAUUUUUAUGAUCCACUUAUGAUUGCUAUACUGGUUCUUUUUAACGUUUUAUACUCGUACUGAAUGUUUAUAUCUUGUGUCUUGUCUUCUUGGUUCUUCCUCCCCCCACCCCCACUUGUUUAAUGGGCGAUUUACACAAUGACUUGAUUGAGAUGCUUUGUUGUGUUGCAAUGCACCAUACCUGUAUGGAUUUGGGUUAAAAACCUGGUAAGUUUAGGCCAUGUUUGACCUACAUUAUUUUCAAAAAAAUUACAUUUUUAAACAGUGAUUUUGAUUGGCUCAAACAAGGGCUUAAGGGACCUUUUGCGAUAAAUGGGUAAAGUUCAAGAACGAACCAGGUUCUUAAACCGUAUAAUUAUUGCAAGGAGUAUGAUAGCAGCUAAUUUCUGAAAUUUGGGAGAUAAAAUUUGUUCUGAUUUUAUAGCUAUAUUGCUUGUGGUUUUCCUCACUUCCGAUCAACUCUGAUGGAGGAAGAAUUUGGAGAAUUUAAUGUGAAUGCAAGAUCAGUCCUUUCAGUUCCAUUUAAAAAUGAAAGUAUUCAUAGAGAAUCUACCUCACAGUUGAAGUUAAAUUUUCUCAAAUUUGGUUUAUUUGUGCAAAAUUUUGAAUCUUGUAUAAGGUGCUUGAUAAAUUGCCUGAUCGAGCGUGCUUGGUUGUAAUGUUUGCCAUUUCUGUUUUGUUCAUUCCUUAUCCAGCCACGCUUUGAUAUAUUAUUUUUAGGGUGAAAGAUAAUCUCUAUUCUGGUUAGAGUUCUUGUAAAUUUUUCAAUGUAGACAAAAUGGAAGUGUCCAAAAUGGAAAUAUGAUUGCCAUUAGUUUUAUAGAACGUCUUGUGACAUAUAAUCUGUCGACAUUCGUCCUCAUCUUUAAGGUCCAGAUGGAACUCUUCACCUGUUGUUCACAACCCAAAGGCUUCAGCUGCUGGCCGGGCAAAUUGAUGUUCUCUUCCGGUCAACUGUGGACCUGCUUUUUACAUAUCUCUCAUUCUUUGGGACCCAAGAUGAGAAACUUCCAAUAUGCAACAACGUGCCAAGAGAAAGAUGAAACAGAAUUUUAACUGCUUUUGAUGGGUAUCUCAAAGGGAGAUUAUUGAAUAGAUUCUCAACUUAAAGAAAGCUGAUGAAUAUUUCUAAAGAAGAUUGAUGAUCGAUUCCCAUUGUCUAUAAAUACACUAGCUCAUAUAUUUGUAAGAAAUAUUCGCAGUUGGCUAUAAUGGGCACAGAGCUAGACAAUUACAGUGUUCAUGAGGAUAAUCCUUUAGGUUAUGGAAGCUCUUUGCCAGUUCCAAGUGUACAGGAGAUUGUAAGAAAUGAUGCUCAUAAUGUUCCUGAAAGAUACAUAAAAAACGUUGAGGACAGGCCCUUAAGUUCUGAAAAAUGUUCAGUUUCACUUGAUAUACCUAUCAUAGAUCUCUCUUUGCUCACUAAUGGAGAUGAAGAUGAAUUGAGAAAGCUCGAUUUUGCUUGCAAGGAUUGGGGUUUCUUUCAGAUCAUAAACCAUGGUGCAGAUGAAGUUUUACCCAAGAUGAAGGCAGCCGUGGCAGCAUUUUUUGAACUCCCAUUAUGUGAGAAAAAGAAAUAUGCAAUGGCAGCAAAUGAUGUUCAAGGAUAUGGACAAGGUUAUGUCGUCUCAGAUGAGCAGAAACUUGAUUGGAAUGACCUCUUAUUCUUGAUGACAAUACCAUCUUCCUUCAGAAAUAUGAAGUACUGGCCAAACUCAAUACCAGGUUUCAUGGAAGCUCUUGAUGAGUACUCAAUAGAAUUACAGAAGGUAAUCGAUGACAUCUUUAGCAAUUUAUCAUUACUAAUGGGCAUGGAGGGAGGUUUUCUGAAAGAACUGCAUGGGGUUAUGAAACUAGGAAUGCGAAUGAACUAUUAUCCUACAUGUUCCAGGCCUGAUUUAGUUCUUGGGGUUAGUCCACAUUCAGAUUGCAGCUCAAUUACUUUACUUCUGCAAGAUGAUGAUAUCACUGCCCUCCAAAUUAAGCACAAGGAAGCAUGGAUACCAGUAAAGCCAGUUCCAAAUGCAUUAGUUGUCAACAUUGGUGAUGUUGUUGAGGCUUGGAGCAAUGGAUUGUACAAGAGCAUUGAGCAUAGAGCUGUUACAAACGAGAAAAAACCAAGAAUAUCUGUUGCAACAUUUGUGAUUCCAGGUGAAGACGUUGAAUUGAACCCACUUGAAACCAUGGUGGAUGAUAAAUAUCGCCCUAGAACCUACAAGAAUGAUGUGAAGUACGUUGAUUAUCUUAGAUACACGCUUGCCCGAAAAAUGGAUGGAAAAGCAACCAACCUCCAACAUCUAAAAUUCCAGGCACAAGUAAAUUCUGCUAGUCAUUGAACUCGUGACAAAAUUUUAUGUUGGUCCCACAGCUAGUUGUAUUCCUACUUAGUCUCCCAAGGUUCAUUUGUGUUUCAACAUAUAGUAUAGGUGAUGUAAGCUUGAAAUCCGUUAGUUUAUUAUUUUAUAUGUUCAGCUCUACAAUCAUGUUUCACAAACAGAUCAUUGGUCAAUAUAAAAUUUGUGUUCCAUUA